Astyanax mexicanus (Mexican tetra) is the source of this 5141-nucleotide messenger RNA. It is a transcript of the gene ric1, whose product is annotated as RIC1 homolog, RAB6A GEF complex partner 1. Bases 1 to 4233 code for a protein of 1410 amino acids. Gene Ontology annotation, molecular function: protein binding. Gene Ontology annotation, biological process: intracellular protein transport; retrograde transport, endosome to Golgi. Lineage: Eukaryota; Metazoa; Chordata; Actinopteri; Characiformes; Acestrorhamphidae. The transcript is spliced from 27 exons. The record is from RefSeq and is a predicted model, not a curated record. Gene Ontology annotation, cellular component: Golgi membrane; Ric1-Rgp1 guanyl-nucleotide exchange factor complex; cytosol.
AUGUAUUUCCUGACCGGCUGGCCGCGGAGGCUGCUCUGCCCGCUACGGAGCGAGGAGCAGCCCUUCCACCUGCAGCCCAGCCAGCACAGACUCUACUUCGCCGUGCUGGCGCACACCCAGCUCAGCAUCUGGUUCAGCAGGCCCAGUGUUCUGGUGGUGAGUUAUAUUGAGUCGGCGAAGGCGGCAGCUCAGUUUGGUUUUUACCAGCAGGCCGAAUGGAAACCAGACGACUCGAUGAUUGCAGUGGCAGCUGCCAACGGAUAUGUGCUCCUGUUCGACAUCAUCGGCGGAGGAGACGACAAAUAUCUGUACGAACCCGUCUACCCAAAGGGAAGUCCACGGGUCAAGGUGACCCCUGGCUACAAAGAGGAGCAGUGCGCCCCAGCCCUCAGUCUGGAAAUGAAGAAGCCAGUCGACCUGGAAGCUCCAAUUACCAGUCUGCAGUCUCUGCAGGAGGAUCUGCUGGUGUGCACUGCAGACGGUUACCUGCACAUGCUGCACUGGGAUGGUGUGAGGAACGGCCGUAGAGCUGUCAACCUGUGCACCAUCUCCUUCUCCCUGGACCUGCAGUCAUCCCGUGGUGGUCCGUGUUUGGACCUUAACGGGGUCCACGUCAGAGACAUGGAGUACUGUUCGACUCUGGACGGCUUUGCUGUUGUUUUUGACGAUGGGAGACUCGGCUUUAUGACGCCUACUGCCAGCAGGUUCUCCACAGAGCAUUUGCAGGGUGUCUGGGCAGCAGAUGUGACUGACGGCACAUGCGUGGCGGUCAAUAACAAAUACAGACUGAUGGCCUUUGGCUGUGCGAGUGGAUCUGUGUUGGUGUACAUGAUUGACAACACUACAGGAUCAAUGCAGCUUUCCCACAAAUUGGAAUUAACCCCUAAACACUACCCAGAUAUCUGGAAUAAAACAGGUCCUGUGAAAAUGAUUCGGUGGUCUCCGGACUGCAGCGUUGUGAUGGUCACGUGGGAGUGUGGUGGCCUCUCUCUAUGGAGUGUAUUUGGAGCUCAUCUCAUCUGCACACUCGGAGAGGACUUCGCGUAUCGAUCAGACGGCACUAAGAAGGAUCCACUAAAGAUCAGCUCUAUGAGCUGGGGGGCGGAGGGCUACCACCUGUGGGUGAUUAGCAGCUCAGAGGGCGGAGUCGACGAAUCGACAGAGUUACGGCAGGCCUCCAUCCUUCAGUUUCAGUUCAUUAAGAGCGCUCUCACAGUCAACCCCUGCACGAGUAAUCAGGAGCAGGUGUUGCUGCACGGUGAGGACCGCUUGUUUCUGACCUGUGGUGAUGCGGCUCAGGUUCACAGUCCCGUGGAGCCGCUCCGGGACAGCAGCCCCAUGCACCGCCCACACACCACACCCCCUCUCUCUCAGGGUCUCAGCACUUUACUGGGCCACAAGCACUGGCACGUGGUUCAGAUUCACAGCACAUAUCUAGAGAGCAACUGGCCUAUACGAUUUGCAGCCAUAGACUCAGCAGGGCAGUGUUUGGCGGUGGCUGGAAGACGCGGUUUUGCACACUACUCCUUAUUCACCAGGAAAUGGAAACUGUUUGGGAACAUCACCCAGGAGCAGAGUAUGACUGUGACAGGAGGGCUUGCCUGGUGGAAUGACUUUGUCGUUGUUGCCUGUUACAAUUUUAUUGACCAGCAGGAGGAGUUGAGGUUGUAUCACCGCUCCUGUAACCUGGACAACGCGUUCGCCAGCAUCACAAAGCUGCACGCCGAAACUCUGCUGCUAAACGUGUUCAAGAACAUGGUGAUUCUGUUCCGCACUGACUGCUCCAUCUGCCUCUACAGUAUUGAGAAGAAGCAGGACAGUCCUAAUCCUUUUGCGAGUGUGGAGCUGUUGCAGGAAGUCUCCAUGUCCCGUUAUAUUCCUCACCCCGGCCUGGUUGUGUCGGUCACUCUGACCUCAGUCCGCACCGAGACGGGCAUCUCCCUCAAAGCCCCACAACAGGCCUGUACAGCAGAGAGUAUCCUACUAAAUCUGGCCGGUCAGCUCAUCAUGCUACAGAGAGACCGCUCUGGCCCGCAGGUACGAGAGAAGGAUGCGGUGCCCAAUCAGAAGAAGCUGCUGCCGUUCUGCCCCCCUGUGGUUCUGGCUCAGUGCGUAGAGAACGUGUGGACCACGUGUCGCACCAACCGCAAAAAGCGCCACCUGGUGGAGGCACUGUGGCUGUCUUGUGGAGAAGCUGGGAUGAAGGUGUGGCUGCCCCUGUUUCCUCGAGAUCACCGCAAGCCCCACUCUUUCCUGUCCCGCCGGAUCAUGCUGCCCUUCCUCCUUAACAUCUACCCGCUGGCCGUGCUGUUUGAGGAUGCCCUUGUUCUGGGCGCCACGAAUGAGACUCUGCUCUAUGACAACCUCGGGGCACAUUCUUCUUCAGAGGAGCCAUUGGAGUCAAUGUUCCCAUUCUGCACGGUGGAGCGCACCUCUCAGAUCUACCUCCACCACCUGCUGCGGCAGCUGCUGGUGCGUAACCUGGGCGAGCAGGCGCUGAUGCUAGCGCAGUCCUGCUCCUCACUGCCGUACUUCUCCCACGUUCUGGAGCUGAUGGUGCAUGUGGUGCUGGAGGAGGAGGCCACGUCCCGAGAGCCCAUCCCUGAUCCGCUGCUGCCCACCGUGGCCAAGUUCAUCACAGAGUUCCCACUGUUCCUGCGCACAAUUGUGCACUGCGCCCGCAAGACCGAGUUUGCCCUGUGGAACUACCUGUUCGCUGCUGUUGGUAACCCCAAAGACCUCUUUGAGGAAUGCCUAAUGGCCCAGGACCUGGACACAGCCGCAUCUUAUCUCAUCAUACUGCAGAACAUGGAGGUUCCUGCCGUAAGCCGGCAGCACGCCACCCUGCUCUUCAACACGGCUCUCGAGCAGGGCAAGUGGGACCUCUGCCGUCACAUGAUCCGCUUCCUAAAGGCCAUUGGCUCAGGGGAAAGCGAGACCCCACCUAGCACACCUACCACUCAGGAGCCGAGCUCUACAGGAGGGUUCGAGUUUUUCCGGAACCGAAGCAUCAGUCUGUCUCAGUCUGCAGACAGCGUUUCAGCGGGCAAAUUCAACCUGCAGAAAACAUUCAGCAUGCCCACAGGACCCUCUGCUAAAGGGAAGGACAGUGAGAGUGCUGAGAACAUGUACAUAGAUAUGAUGCUGUGGCGUCAUGCACGGCGGUUGCUGGAGCAGGUGCGUCUGAGGGACCUUGGCUGUUUCGCCGCUCAGCUGGGCUUCGAGCUGAUCGGCUGGCUGUGCCGGGAGCGCACUCGCGUCGCCCGUGUCGAAGACUUUGUAACCGCCCUCAAACGGCUGCACGAGGACUUCCUGUGGCCAUUUCCAGUCAUUCCUGCCAGUUCCAUUAGCUCACCGUUCAAAAACGGUCGCUGCCGCACAGUGUUGAGCACCCGCCUGUUAAAGUCUCAGUCCGCUGACAGUCUGUUGAACAGUGAUAUGGACACAGCGCCCCCUCAGGUCACCAGAACCAAUCACAACUGGCUGGAUGGUUUGGGGGCGACGCCAAAGGAAAUGGACUCCGCCUCCUCACACGGAGCUCCACAAACCCAGGAGGCCUUCCUCUCUCCUCUGAUAAACAAAACGGAGGAGUGCAGUAUUGGUUCAGCCACCGACCUGACAGAGACCAGCUCCAUGGUGGACGGUGAUUGGACAAUGGUGGACGAGAACUUCUCCACCCUCAGUCUUAGCCAAUCAGAGCUGGAGCACAUCUCCAUGGAGCUGGCCAAUAAGGGCCCUCACAAGUCCCAGGUGCAGCUCAGGUACCUCCUGCACGUGUUCAUGGAGGCGGGCUGUUUGGAUUGGUGCGUUGUGAUUGGUCUGAUUCUGCGGGAGGUGAAUGUGAUUAAGCAGGUGGUCGGCUUCCUGGACAGUCCAGAGGUUCCUGCCGAAACCGUCCAGAGCAUCCGCACAGGCCUCCUGGCCAUCGACCAGUGGGCCUCAUCAGACUGUCUCGGCUACAAGCCCUUCCUGAACCUCAUUCGUCCUCAGCUGCAGAAGCUGUUUGAAGCUUCUAUGGAGCAGGUCCAGCCCGAGGCCUUCCAGCCGUCAGGCAUGUCUAAGCUCGCCGAGCCAGCGCUGCCGCGGGUCGAGCCGUGCCCCGCCCCCCUGGGCCUUCCGCUGCCCCCCGACCCCUCAUCUGCCUCCAGCACCCGCAGCCUGGAGGACACCUGCGAGGACGAGCCGGAGGAGGAGGCUGUGGAGGAAGGGACUUACGACUGCACCCUGUCAUGACCUUCAGUGGGACAGAGUGGGCGAACAGUUGGAGAGGGCUGACGUGAUGCCCUUAAAGCGAAAGUUGGGCCAAAAUUAUAUUUAAUUUUACCCGUUUACCCAAAUAAUUUUUAUUUUUUUGCUUCUUUAGUUCUAGCACUGGAGCUGUGAGGCUAAAGUCUAAAGUUGGAAUGGAAACUAACUCCCUACCAAAUAGCAAAGCUGAAAACACUACUUCAGAAACCAGUGACCCUUACAAUGUCAAACAUUAUAAGCAAGUCAUUAUAAGUGUUUAGGCUGACACACAGUUAGCACCAUGCUGAUUGGUGGGGUGUAAUCUUAUGAAGUACUUAGGAAACAAAACACACAUAUUUGGCUAAACCAUCACUUUAAGAGCUUCUAAGCUCUGACUGUGGAUCAGGUGACCUCUACACUUAUUCUCUCAGAGUAGAGUGAAUAAAUGGACUGUUCUGUGGUCAGCAGGGGGGCGUUUUCUCAGCGCACAAAGACUGCGAGAGGACAGAGAUAAUAUAGACUCUUCUUCAGACUGGCCUGGAGUUAGUUUGAGGUGGCUAUUUGUUGCACCGCUAUAACCAUUGUUUUGGUGUGUGAGUGAGUGUGUGUGUGUGUGUGUGUGUGCUUUGCUUUCAUGUUUGCUGCUUAAAAGAGACAGAUACUGUGUUUCGUUUGAGUGUGCAUCCAUCCAGACUGCUGUGUGUGUGUGUGUGUGUGUGUGUGUGUGUGUGUGUGUGUAUAUGUGUAUGUGUGUGUUUGAGUUUGAGUUAUGCUUUUGGUCUGACACCACCAGUAUUAAGUAUUAUCCCCUCCUCUUAAUCCCAGUAACCCCACAGGGGCUUAGAAUGGAGGGUUGUGCCUUUGUUUACUUCCAGAUGAAUCUCUGUGACAGGAGGCCAGACAUUAGAGUUAAA